UGCAGCAGCUGAGGAACCCUGGAUUUCAUAUUACAGACUAAAACCCUGGUAAAACUGCUCAAAAUCCUUCCUGCAGCUGCCAGGCAACAACGACAGAGAGUUAAAUCCUGUUCUUCUCCAAUACAAUUGAAGCACUCCAUUCUAGCUCUGGCUGCUUUUGAUUGCAGCUCAGUGUUCUUACUAGAAAUAUGGAUACUGAGAAGAGAAUACAGCACUGCAUUGUCCGGCCAGGAAAACAGCAGAUGUAAAAAGCUUCAAUGCAUCAACUGUCAGCAAGAGUCGACAGUGCUCCAAACAGAACGAACCACCACAGCUCUUUUGUUUAAAGAAAGAGAAAGAAAAUGAAAGAAAGGAAAAACCUCAGAAGACCAGGACCCAUAUGAACAAGAAGGGGAACUCGAAGACAAGCAGACAGAUGGACACUCUGGACACUGUGAAAGGCAAUCGCAGGAGGCAGACUGCUGGGGGAGGUGCGCAUGUUCGAUAGCAUCUUGGCUGAAGUGACGGCGUGCCAAAAGUAUCUUCAGUGGGCAUAACCCUCGCCACAUAAAUGCCUGACCAAGGAAGGUGCGUCUUCUCACUGACUUUCUCGACACAGUAGGGGCCAACGGAAACACGCCAAGCAGUGUACUGUGACUAGCAAAACUCUGCCAUAAUCAACCGUGCACCGUCUGUCCCACAACUGAUACAUGACCAUUUUACAAAAAAGGCCGCUGACUGUGCACCAUACCACCAACGAAUGACUGCGAGGGAGACGACGUGACUGCAUUAGAAAAUGAUUACCAAAGAACAGUACUGAUUCAGGAGAAGAACACAUUCUCAGCCACCGAUCUCUCUCAUCCACUACUGGAUAUUUACAACAUGCUUCAGUGGAGAAGAAGACACUGCUGCCUUGCAAAGAUGAGCUGGAAUGCCAAAAGGUCUCUGUUCCGCACCCAUCUUAUUGGUGUACUUUCUCUCGUGUUUCUUUUUGCUAUGUUUUUGUUUUUCAAUCAUCAUGACUGGCUGCCAGGCAGAACUGGAUUCAAAGAAAACCCUGUGACAUACACUUUCCGUGGAUUUCGUUCUACAAAAAGUGAGACAAACCACAGCUCUCUUCGGAACAUUUGGAAAGAAACAGUCCCGCAGACUCUGAGGCCUCAAACAGCAACUAACUCCAAUAACACAGAUUUGUCACCACAAGGAGUUACAGGGCUGGAGAAUACACUCAGUGCCAACGGAAGUAUUUACAAUGAAAAAGGCACUGGACAUCCAAAUUCUUACCAUUUCAAAUACCUUAUCAAUGAACCUGAAAAAUGCCAGGAGAAAAGCCCUUUUUUAAUACUACUAAUAGCUGCAGAACCUGGACAGAUAGAAGCUAGAAGAGCUAUUCGGCAAACUUGGGGCAAUGAAAGUCUAGCACCUGGUAUCCAAAUCACACGAAUUUUUUUGUUGGGUGUAAGUAUUAAGUUAAAUGGCUACCUUCAACGUGCAAUACUGGAAGAAAGCAGACAAUACCACGAUAUAAUUCAACAGGAAUAUUUAGAUACAUACUAUAAUCUGACCAUUAAAACACUAAUGGGCAUGAACUGGGUUGCCACAUACUGUCCACAUAUUCCAUAUGUUAUGAAAACUGACAGUGACAUGUUUGUCAACACCGAAUAUUUAAUACUUAAGUUACUGAAGCCAGACCUGCCUCCUAGACAUAACUAUUUUACUGGUUACCUAAUGAGGGGAUACGCACCCAACCGAAACAAAGACAGCAAGUGGUACAUGCCACCAGACCUCUACCCAAGUGAGCGCUAUCCUGUCUUCUGUUCCGGGACUGGUUAUGUUUUUUCUGGAGAUCUGGCAGAGAAGAUAUUUAAAGUUUCUUUAAGCAUCCGUCGUUUGCACUUGGAAGAUGUAUAUGUAGGGAUCUGUCUUGCCAAGUUGAGAAUUGAUCCUGUCCCCCCUCCCAAUGAGUUUGUGUUCAAUCACUGGCGAGUUUCUUAUUCAAGCUGUAAAUACAGCCACCUAAUUACCUCUCAUCAGUUCCAGCCUAGUGAACUGAUAAAAUACUGGAACCAUUUACAACAAAAUAAGCACAACGCUUGUGCCAACGCAGCAAAAGAAAAAGCAGGCAGGUAUCGCCACCGCAAACUCCACUAGAAAAGACAACUUUUUUUUUUUUCCCAAACGUGCAAUCUGUAAAAUAUUGCUAAAAGCAUGUAUAGUUAAAACUGAUCACAUCCAUAGGACAAGUUUUAGUUAAAACUCAUGGCAUAAAGGAAUCCAAAAAUAUUUUUUUAAUUUCUGAAGAAGGUAAUUCUUAAAAACACAUGAUAUAACAAAAAGGUAUCCCAAACAAUCUACUAAAAAUCCACAUAAGGGGAUUCUGUGUAUUAACAUGCAAUAACAGGCGUGCAUACAUCAAUGGUUCAACUCUUACGUUAGGGGCCAAGAAGGUGUAUUUGCAUAUGUUUUCCACAUAAAUUUUAAUUUAAGAAAUGGAUACAGUCAAAAGACCCUUCAUUUGGGAUUCAGUUUUUCAUUUCAAUAUAUAAUUAAAUGUAAAUAAAACAUUAUUGUCAAUUUUAAGGAAACUUUAUAAUUGUGCAAAGGACAAAUUUUGACCUAUUCUAGGGUUCUAAAAACCAUAUUCCAUGCAAUAAGAUUUAGUUGAAUUAUUCCAUAAACAUAUUUAUAAAGUUCAGAUGUUUCAUCAAUGCAGUUCUCAUCUAAGU
Molecule: messenger RNA, 2705 nt
Organism: Eubalaena glacialis (North Atlantic right whale)
Lineage: Eukaryota; Metazoa; Chordata; Mammalia; Artiodactyla; Balaenidae
Gene: B3GALT2
Product: beta-1,3-galactosyltransferase 2
Exons: 3
Coding region: 862-2130 (422 amino acids)
Cellular component (GO): membrane
Molecular function (GO): N-acetyl-beta-D-glucosaminide beta-(1,3)-galactosyltransferase activity
Source: RefSeq, a predicted model, not a curated record